Molecule: messenger RNA, 1448 nt
Organism: Brassica rapa (field mustard)
Lineage: Eukaryota; Viridiplantae; Streptophyta; Magnoliopsida; Brassicales; Brassicaceae
Product: salicylate carboxymethyltransferase
Molecular function (GO): methyltransferase activity
Source: RefSeq, a predicted model, not a curated record
AUGAAGGGAAGGGAAGGUGAGAGGCCAAAUAGUCCUUUUAAGAAGCAAAUUCUAACACCAAAAGAACAAAGCCUAACCCAAGAAAUAGUUUCUUUCGUCACUGUGAUGGAUAUAGAAAGAGAGUUUCACAUGACAGACUAUGCCAGAAACUCUUCCGUACAGAAGAAAGCAUCUGAUAAGACAAAACACAUAACAUUAGAAACAGUGCAACAACCCUACAAAGAGACAAGACCCAAGAGUUUAAAAAUAGCUGACCUGGGAUGUUCUUCAGGACCAAACACUCUUUCCACCAUUAAAGACAUCAUCAAAGCCGUCAAGUUUGCUCACCACCUUGAGAUCCCAAACCAGCCUUUGCCCGAAUUCAGCAUCUUCCUUAACGAUCUCCCUAGCAAUGACUUCAACUCUAUAUUCAAGUCCUUGCCUGACUUUCACACAGAGCUCAAGAGAGAUACUAACUAUGGUGAUUGCCCCUCAGUUUUCAUUGCAGCCAACCCUGGAUCAUUCUAUGGAAGGCUCUUCCCUGAAAAAAACAUCCAUUUUAUCUAUUCCUCUUUUAGCUUGCACUGGCUUUCCAAGGUUCCUCCAGGUUUGUAUGACGAUCAAGGCAAGUCCAUAAACAAAGGCUGUAUUAACAUCUGCUCCUGGAGCCCUGAAGCUGUUUCCAAAGCUUACUGCAGUCAAUUCAAGGAAGAUUUCUCCAUGUUCCUCAGGUUUCGAUCAAAAGAGGUGGUUUCUACAGGCAGAAUAGUGCUCAUACUACUUGGAAGAGAAGGUCCUAAUCCUGUUGGCAGAAGAAACUCUUUCUUCUGCGAACUCCUCGCAAGAUCCAUAGCAGAUCUUGUCGCACAAGGAGAAACUGAGCAGGAGAAGCUCGAUUCUUACGAGAAUCACUUUUACGCACCAAGUGCUGCUGAGAUGGAAGGUGAAGUGAACAAAGAAGGGUCCUUUGAAUUAGAGAAGCUACGGAUGAUUGAAGUGGCCAAUAAGUGGGGCAAGGAGGAUGGUAUCAGUGCCGGUCUGGUGUUUGCAAAGACGGUAAGAGCGUCUCAAGGGUCAAUGCUUGCUCAACACUUCGGAGAAAAGAUAUUGGACAAGAUGUUUGAUACAUAUGCUAGACUGAUUGACGAGGAGUUGGCUAAGGAAGACAUAAGACCCAUUACAUUUGUUGUUGUUCUAAAAAGGAAACUCUGAAACAUAGAAAUGAAACCUAUCUCUAUGUGUGUGUGACAAAUAUUGAAUAUACGAUAAUAAAACCAGAGUAUCAAGGAAACAUAUCAAGCAAAUAAAUUUGAUUAAAUCAUUUUUCAUUUCUACUUGAUGUAGCAUUUUCCAUGUAUUGUAUAUUUGAUUAAAUUUGAUUAACCAAGGGGAUAUUCACAAUUGAGACUUCACCUAAGCGGCACCGUAAUAAACUAGUUAUCCUCUAUAGUCAAACCAAAACCGUUUGA